AAUCCAAUCAGAGCUGCCGGCUGUAACUUCUUCGUCUUCCAUAAAAGUGCGUGCCUCCGUCCAUUGUCGCCGUCUUCUUCUUCUUCUUCUUGUGCUCAAAACCGCCACGUCCCGAAGUCAACGACCAUGAAGCCAAAGUCAUUCAACCCCGCCUCACAGACCCACCACUCUCUCCGGCCGGCGCUCAACUUCCCCACCGAUCCCCACCUCUCCCUCACCUCCUUCCUCUUCAGCCACGCCUCUGCCCACCACCCCCACUGCCUCGCCCUCGCCGACGCCGACUCCGGCGAGUCCUUUACGUUCGCCCAGCUGCAGACCCGGGUCUCCACCUUCUCCCACGUCCUUCUCCACCAGUUCCGCAUCGCCAAGAACGAUGUCAUCCUCAUCCUCUCCCCGAACUCCGCCCACUUUGCCAUCUGCUUUCUCUCCAUCGUCUCUAUUGGCGCGGUGAUCACGACCUCUAACCCCCUCUACACCUCCUUCGAGCUCUCGAAGCAGGUCAAUGACUCCAAGCCCAAGCUCGUGAUCACAUGCCCCGAACUCUUCAACAAGGUCGAGCAAUUCGGGCUGCCGACAAUACUGUUCGGAGCGCCGGCCUCUACCGCAUCCAACAAACCGAAGGUAUGGAACUACUUCGACCUCAUCAGGACCGAAGACCCGAGGUUGGAAUUCCCACCAGUUGCGGUCACGCAGGAUGAUGUGGCGGCGCUAAUGUACUCCUCAGGGACCACGGGAACGAGCAAAGGCACGAUCUUGACCCACAGGAACUUCAUCUCGACCUCGCUGAUGGUGACUUCCGAUCAGGACCGGUACCGGGAGCCCCGGAACGUCUUCCUCUGCUUCCUGCCGCUGUUCCACAUAAUGGGCCUAUCCACGAUUCUGUACUCGCAGCUCAGGAGAGGGAACACCGUGGUGCUGCUGAAGCAGUUCGAGCUUGAGAAUGUGCUGAGGUGCGUGGAGAAGUACAGGGUCACCCACUUGUAUGUUGCCCCGCCCGUGAUGGUUGCGUUCGCAAAGCAGUUGAUUCUGGUAAAGAAGUAUGAACUGUCCUCUCUCAGGCAGAUCGGCUCAGGGGCAGCACCACUCGGUAAAGACGUAAUGGAGGAGUGCUCGAAGAUUUUCCCCCAGGCUAAAAUCUUUCAGGGAUACGGUAUGACCGAAACUUGUGGAAUUAUUUCGAUAGAGGAUACGGUGGAGGAACCUCCGCUUUCAGGUUCAACAGGAACACUUGUCCCGGGAGUUGAGUCCAAGAUUAUAAGCGUCGAGACAAUGAAGCCUCUUCCGCCGAACCAGUUGGGAGAAAUUUGGCUUCGUGGCCCGAACAUGAUGCGAGGUUAUCUCAACAAUCCUGAGGCAACAAAGCUGACAAUAGACGAACAGGGUUGGGUCCAUACCGGAGACCUCGGGUAUUUCAACGAUGAGGGACAACUAUUCGUCGUAGAUCGGCUAAAAGACCUGAUCAAGUGUUACGGGUUUCAGGUGGCGCCUGCAGAGCUCGAAGCCCUCUUGCUUUCUCAUCCGGAAAUAUUAGAUGCUGUGGUCAUUCCGUUUCCCGAUGAGAAAGCUGGCGAGGUCCCAAUAGCAUACAUCGUUCGAUCACCCAGCAGCUCUAUCGCUGAGACAGAUGUGCAAGAAUUCGUCUCAAAGCAGGUUGCACCGCACAAAAGGCUACGGAGAGUGAACUUCAUAACCAGUGUCCCGAAGACAGCGGCUGGGAAGAUACUCAGAAGAGAGCUCAAAGAGAAGGCUCGGUCCAUGAUAUAGAUCGCCUUUUAGUACGGCGAAACCAGUCAGCCUGAAAAUAAAUCAUUAGGCUCACGGAAUACAAAUGCUCCCAUUUAUGCUCAUUCUAUGUCAUUAUGGAUAUGGUAGGCACUUCGAUCUCCAGUUGAGGCAAUUCCUUCUUGGAUUGGUUUCAAACAAUAUUGGGCUUGGAAUUCGUCCCCCCUUGUUUAUGGGCUCGGUAAGAUGAAGCCCAAAACAGAAACCAGCAGAACGGCCCAUAUGUAUCUUAGGCCCAUGGACUAGCUUGCCGAUCUUUAGCAAGUAAAUUAGAGAGACGGUUGCUUUACCACAUUAGUGAGCCGACCGGAUUCGAAUUGAAUUAGUUGGGCCCAGUGAGCUUCCAAAUACCAUAUUGUACGGUGAAAAAAAA
Messenger RNA from Punica granatum (pomegranate), 2155 nucleotides. The record is from RefSeq and is a predicted model, not a curated record. Lineage: Eukaryota; Viridiplantae; Streptophyta; Magnoliopsida; Myrtales; Lythraceae.